AUGUUCAUUUCAACGACUCUUACAUUUCUGAGUCUGCUGGUCUUCAGUGGAUUUCUGGAAACGCUAGUGAGAAGAAAAAAGCGUGCUGAAAAUCAAAAUCCGCAAUUUUUGUCGUUUCAAAAAACCUAUCUUGCUACUCAGUUUGUCAUUCUUCUUGCAGAUUGGCUGCAAGCACCUUACAACUACAAGCUUUAUUCUUCGUAUCGUUAUACAGAGCAGCAGAUUGUAAUUAUCUUCGUUCUUGGCCAUGCAAUCAGCAUCAUUCUCACUCCUUUUGCGAAUUACGCGGCUGAUAUGUACGGGAGAAGGCUGAUUGUUUGCCUCGCCCUGGCGCUUUAUUCUCUUUCUUCCCUUCUCAAGGUUGUCAACGAUUACUCAACGCUUCUCAUUUCUUCAAUUAUGGCAUCUUGUGCUUCUUUAUUGAUAUUUUCUUCAUCGCAAGGAUGGUACACACACGAGCAUAUCGAAAGCCACGAUUUCCCUAUGGAAUGGAUUUCGGACACGCUUGAAAAAGUCUCUUUCUGGUCGGGCUCUCUCUCCGUCAUUGCCGGUGUCCUCGCCUACUUCCUCGCCGAUUUGUUUUCCUUCAACCCAGUUGCGCCCUUUUUAGCAUCCAUUCCUCUCAUGGUUCUUGCCCUAUGCAUGUGCUGGUCGAAUUGGUGCGAAAACAAAAGUCUCAACCGCAGCGUCAAGUUCUCCAAAUCAUGCGUCAAUGGAAUUCGGGAAAUCGUCAGCAAUCGAGCUGUCCUUCUCUGCGGAACUCUCCAGGCACUCUUUGAAGCCGUCAUUUCCAUCUUUGUCUUUUUAUGGACACCAGUUCUAGACAAGCACGGACCACCACUUGGUUUGGUCUUUGCUACUUUCAUGGCAGCAAAUUUAGCUGGAUCCCGAGUCAAUAGCUUGAUGAUCUUGAAGUACAAAAAUAUCUCUAUUAGAGACACUCUUUUCGUCGCCUCCUGUAUUGGCUUCGGUUCGACAGUCGUACUGGAGUACACUUCGCAUCCGGAGAAAAACUUCCCUGUUACGUCGUUUUUCUGCUUGACAGCGUUUCAAUUCGCAGUAGGAAUUUAUGUAGGAGCAAUGGGUCCUCUUCAAAACGAAUUGAUCAAGCACAACGUUCGCACUGCUGUUUCCUCUUGGUUCCGAAUUCCACUCAAGCUCAUCGCAUGCAUCGGGUUAAUUUCCCUCCAUUCUGAUGAUAACUUCCACGGAACGAGGAAGCUCUUCCUUGGCUGUGCGAUUCUGAUGGCAAUGGCGAUCAUUACGUCGAUAAUUCUAAAGAAGACGAAGCCACCAGCAGAAAAGGAGCCAACAGCUGAAACAGAAAGGCUCAUCGAAAGCACUCAAAUUUAG
Oikopleura dioica is the source of this 1353-nucleotide messenger RNA. The record is from the annotation of a GenBank genome assembly. Lineage: Eukaryota; Metazoa; Chordata; Appendicularia; Copelata; Oikopleuridae.